Molecule: messenger RNA, 3012 nt
Organism: Hyalella azteca
Lineage: Eukaryota; Metazoa; Arthropoda; Malacostraca; Amphipoda; Hyalellidae
Product: secreted frizzled-related protein 2
Exons: 6
Coding region: 41-1519 (492 amino acids)
Biological process (GO): canonical Wnt signaling pathway; negative regulation of canonical Wnt signaling pathway; non-canonical Wnt signaling pathway
Molecular function (GO): Wnt-protein binding
Source: RefSeq, a predicted model, not a curated record
GCGGCGUUCUGUAGGAGUGGGUGUGUGAAUUGGCGCUGCGAUGGAGGCGAAAGGUAGUCCACAUCGGAUUCCCUUUUCUUCUCGAACAUCUAACUUUUUGUACGGGAGUUCUCAUUUGUUGAUUCUCACUCUCUCAUUUGCGCUGUAUUGGGCUGAAGGUGAUGCUUAUUUUGCCGACUGGGGAGAUAUCGGUCGCGCGCAAGAACCAACGUGUGUGGACAUCCCAAAGAACAUGUCUCUUUGCUCAAACAUCCAGUACGAAAGGAUGAGGCUACCUAACCUUCUGGCACACGACACGUUGACGGAGGUGGCUCAUCAGAGUGCCUCAUGGGUGCCACUUUUAAAUAUACGAUGCCAUCCUGACACGCAACUCUUUCUUUGCUCCCUUUUCACUCCCGUGUGCUUGGAACGACCCAUUUACCCCUGCCGCAGCCUCUGUUCCUCUGUGCAAACCGCCUGCGAGAAAAGGAUGACGGCGUACGGAUACCACUGGCCCGACAUGUUAAAAUGCGAUAACUUCCCCGAGGACAACGAUAUGUGCCUGAAAGCAUUGCACUCGGAGAGCGGUGCUGUCGAGGGGCACCAGCAGACAGAGAGCCCUGACAACACCACGCCUAGUGGAAACGAGUGCGAGAUAUGCCAGCCCGUCCCAACAUAUGAAAACAUUCUCGAUAACUUCUGUCGCGCUGACUUUGUGUUACGCGCGCAAGUAAAAGGCGUCCGAGGCAACAAAAUCAUUGUCCGCAACGCGCGGGUUUACAAACCAAUGCCGUCCACGACUGACCAGCGAAGUGAGGUGAGAUCUGAGCGCAGGGCGCUACGCAAACCUCGUCUCACCGUCCCGCCCGCCACGCUCACGUGUUGCUCUCAAGUCCUCAGCGACGUGAGCGUGAAGCGAUACCUCAUCAUGGGCGUUAACUCCACCGAGGGCCUCGUGCCGACAUUUGUCCUGCCGUGGCUUCGUCAGAAAAGCAUCCGUGACGCGAUUCGUAUUUUUGGGGGUCUCGACUGCAGUGAUCCAUCUCUAUUCACACCGGACACACAUAGCGGCGUCAUCCUGAACACGCCCCGCGCCAGCGGUAGUCGGCAGAAAGGCAGAAACGGCGGUCGACGUGGCGGUGAUCGUCGACGGAACGGAAGUCGCACCAAUUCCAACCUGGUUGAAGAAAUGUCCGAUGACGGAUCCAGAGGUGUUAGACGUCGGAAUGGCGCCGGAAGAGAAGGUGAAGGCCGCCGGGGCAGGAAGAGGAAGCAAGAACGGCAAAACAAAAAAUCCAGAAUGGGACAACCGUCUAAUGAUCAGGUAGAAGAAGUACAAGAUAGAUCUACUAAAAAGCAAAGCCGGCAAAACGGUGGUCGAAAUGAACGCCGAAGAAACCGCACAAGGGAUCAACGACUUGGUCGUCAGGAAAAAGAAAGAAGGAAAGAAUUCAUCCGACGCAAGAUUGAACAAAGUAAAAUGGAAGGAAAUCAACCUGAAAGGAACAACGCAGCUGAAACAAUCAUGAACAGCGUGUAAUAUUUAUUCGUUAAUUGAUAGUUAAGUGAGACUUUAGUCUAGAUGUUUUGUGCUUGAGAUUAGCUUUGAAAUCUUAAAAAGCGUGGGACUAAGAUAGAUCUAUUCGUUACCCGCUACUUGCCCCCAGCUGAGCGCUUAAUGAAGCUACAAGUGCAGUACUAGAUUCAGCCAUGAACACUUACUGUGUUAUUUCUCGGUACGUCUCCAAUUCGACUAGCGAGACUAGUGCUACCGCAUCACGGACUGAAUGAUAUGGUUUAAAUACAUUUGUUAUGGACAGCUAGAGAAUGAAAUUACUUUUACUCCCUUUAAUCCGUUUUCAAGUGGGAAGAAUUCUUAAAAUGCCCUAAGGUUUCAGAAUUAAACUCCGUAUGUUCUGUUUCAAAUUUUCUCAUUUUUUUGCGGGUCUAUGCUGAGUUUAUGUUUAAUGACUGCCGUGUUUAAAAAAAUCAAGUUCAUUUAAGCUUCGGAGUCGUUGUCAUGAUUAAUUUCUUCGUAUCGGCAAAUUUCAAUAUUUUUGCACACUGUUCUCGCCUCUCAUGGAAAUUAAAUUUUCAAUUUGUUAUGACGUCAUCGACGGAUGUUUACUUGGUUUAGAAUCGCGUUUUCUAUUCUUUUAGAGGUGCUAUUAUAUCGCUAAUUCUUCUGUAUGUCUCUUAAUUAUGUACCACUCGGAAUUGAAUAAAAAUUUUAUUACCAUUCGAGAUGUAUGAGAAGAAAAAUUCAGCGCUCAUAGACUUCAUAGAAAUCUUCUUUGUUACGGUCUUUUUGUUGUAAUUAAUUCAACGCUUUGUGGUCACCAGCCAAUUAACAGCCAAUAAUUGUCAGCGGAUGACGAAUAUUGCAUAGCUGUAACUCGCCAUCUUUUGCUUUCCAUCGCUAAAUUCAGAAAACUGUCAAGAUCUUCUUAGACAUUCUUGCGCUCCAAUGCGAUUUGUCGAAGCGCUGUGAUAUCCACUACGAUAUAAUGAAGGCAGAUUAUUUGUAAAAAGGUCAUUUCUUUGCGAGAAUGUAAGGAUUAUGAUUAGACCUACUCUCUCGAAAUUUGAGGCUAUUUACUAGACGUUCUCAUAGCGGUUUGAAACCUGAAACAUCCUCAAAGAAAGAAAGGCUUGGAACCAAUCAUUUCCAGAGAUUACAAAGAAUUUAGCCGAGCUCAAUCUAAGGGGAUAUCUUAUUGAGAGUCAUGCUUUGAAUGGAAUGUUAGUCAUUCAUUCUGAUGCUAAACAAACCGCACAAUAUCAUUAGCCGCUGUGGUCUGUUGCAGACUGCAGAGGGUCGUUAGUGAUUCAAUCAUGAUGUUAUGAAUGUAAAUUAUUUUCCUAGCGCGGAUAUUAGUUUUCAAAAAAAAAAGUUUUACUAAUCUGAUUAUUUUUACGCUUUAUGCGAUUUUUAAUGAAUUGUUUGACAUCUUACUCAGCUGUUCUCUGUUCAUACUGUAUUGUUGGUAGCAAAUAAACGACAAAUAUACUUUUUCCUGUGCCCCGCCUCCA